This is a messenger RNA of Olea europaea var. sylvestris, 1380 nucleotides long. RefSeq lists its product as uncharacterized. The transcript is spliced from 3 exons. Bases 1 to 1380 code for a protein of 459 amino acids. The record is from RefSeq and is a predicted model, not a curated record. NCBI's taxonomy places the organism in Eukaryota, Viridiplantae, Streptophyta, Magnoliopsida, Lamiales, Oleaceae. Gene Ontology annotation, molecular function: nucleic acid binding.
AUGCUACCAUUCGAUGUCACGAAAAAGAAGUGUUAUUUCAUAGACCAGGUUCGUUUCUUUGGAGCAAAGUUCAAGUCCCUACCUCGUCUUAUAUCAGCUAUACAAGCAGAGAAGAUGUUAAGAAAGGAGUCAUGCCAGGGAUUCUUGGUUAACAUUAUCGGUUCUCAACAUACAGAAACGACUGUUAACGAUAUUAAUAUCGUGCGAGACUUUGCAGAUGUGUUCCCAGAAGAUUUGCCUGGCAUUCCACCAGGUAGGCAAGUGGAAUUUACAAUUGAUUUAAUUCCUAGAGCAGCGCCAGUAUCUAAGGCCCCGUACAGAAUGGCACCGAAAGAACUUCAAGAAUUGAAGUUGCAAUUGGAGAAAUUGCUAGAGAAAGGUUUUGUUCGACCGAGUGUAUCUCCUUGGGGAGCUCCUCAUGGAAAAGUGCUUGCUUAUGCCUCGGGACAGUUGAAGCAGUAUGAACAAAACUACCCAACACACGACUUGGAUCUUGCAGCGGUAGUUCAUGCCUUAAAGAUAUGGUGUCAUUAUCUCUAUGGUGGGAAGUGUGAAAUUUAUACAGACCACAAGAGUCUUAAACACUUCUUCACACAGAAGGAACUGAAUAUGAGACAGAGGAGAUGGUUGGAACUAGUAAAAGAUUACGACUGCACGAUUCAUUACCAUCCGGGUAAGGCUAACGUAGUUGCAAAUGCCCUAAGCAGAAAGACAGGAUCACAGUUAACAGUUCUACCCACAGUGCAGAAACACUUGGUAAGAGACUUUGAGAAAUUGAGAUUGGAAGUUAUCACGCCACCGACUCAGACUACAGCAAGAGUAAGAGCAUUUAUGAUUCGGCCUAUUCUUCUUGAUCGAAUCAAGGAGGCACAGAAUAAGGAUCCAUUCCUACAGAAGAUAAAGGCUGAGGUUGGCACAAACAAACGUAUGGGAUUUGAAAUGUCUGCAGAUAAUGCCCUGACUUUCAAAGGAAGGUUAUGUGUACCUAAAGAUGAAAGUAUAAUAAAUGAGAUACUGGAAGAGGCUCACUCUGCCCCGUAUUCAGCACAUCCAGGUCAAGGCAGAACACCAAAGACCAUCAGGACUACUAAAACCAUUGGAUAUUCCAGAAUGGAAGUGGGAACAUAUAACGAUGGACUUGUGGUAGGCCUCCCAAGGACAGCAAAAGGUCACAAUGCUAUUCGGGUAGUGGUUGAUCGUUUGACAAAGUCAGCCCAUUUUCUACCAAUCAAGGUAACCUUCAACAUGGAACAGUUUGCACAGCUAUACAUCAAAGAGAUAGUCAGAUUGCAUGGAGUUCCAGUCACUAUUGUUUCAGAUAGAGAUCCGAGGUUCACGUCUAAUGGAAAAGUUUGCAGACAGCCAUGGGGACGAAACUGA